UUUGCAGGUCAAUUUCACGGUAUUUAAGCUAGGCCCUAUAUAAAUCAAGUAAAAAAUGUACGGCCAAGUCCAAGAUCCACUGGUGCAUGCUGCUGCCGCUGCUUUGGCACAAUCAACCAACGCCGAACCAGUAGUUGGUUCCCGUGAUACCAUGUUCACCAAAAUCUUUGUCGGUGGUCUGCCAUACCAUACAAGUGACAAGACGCUUCACGAGUAUUUUGAGCAGUUUGGAGAUAUUGAAGAGGCUGUAGUCAUCACUGAUCGUAACACACAAAAAAGCAGAGGAUAUGGAUUUGUAACAAUGAAGGACCGUGCUUCUGCAGAAAGAGCUUGUAAAGAUCCAAAUCCAAUCAUUGAUGGAAGGAAGGCUAAUGUCAACUUGGCAUACCUCGGAGCUAAACCAAGAACAAAUGUGCAACUUGCUGCGCUGGCCGCUGGACAAGUUCAACUUCCACUCACCACUCAACUUCAGGCUUUGUUUCAACCAAGAAUGGGACAAGUGGCCGGUUGAAUCGAAAUCCGUGGAUGCCUAAAACUAAAGACUUCCUCAAAUGUAUUAUCCGACUGUCACAGGACUGGUCAAUCCGUUGAUGGCACAACAAGGAGCCGCUGCUCAGCAACAAUUGUUCGAUUAUAAUGCUCUGGCCGCAGUAAUGAACCCACAAGCUGCCGCCGCUUAUGGUAUUCAGUCCCAAGGAAAAUUCGCAGCCGCCCCUACAACAAUUGAGCAAUACGCCGCCUAUCCAGCAGGAUACGGCCUAGUUCCCCAAUCUGCCUACAAUAUUGGAAACCCACAGUUGCAACAAUUAGCUGCCGCACAACAACAGCUUGAGCAUCAACGUGUCUAGAAUCCUAAUAAUAUUCUUCAAUUUGUCAUUCACUCAUUCAUAAAACCGAUUGUCAUUGUCGUCCCAGCAAUAAUUCGCCAACUGAUUUUGCCAAUAGAGAACAUAGGUAUUUGCCCGAGUUAUACUGAUAAUUUUACAACUUUGUCCUACCCAAAUAUCAGAUUCUUACGCAAAUCAAACAGUUCUAUCUAGUCUUCCAAUUUCAACUUUAUUCCCAUAUACUUUACAAUUUUAGUCACAGUUCUUUUUGAUUUUGUCAAUUUUUUUCUUAUUCAUUUCAAAUUACAAAUCUCUGAUGUGGGUUUCUACACGUUCGAUGUUUUUUCUUCUCAAUUUUUUCCCGAAACGCCAGAGUUGCCUGAUUUUAAUGUGCCAUUUGCACAUCCUCAUUGAAUUUGCAAAUUAAUUUCAUAUGGUGAGUUCGUAAUAGUCGUACAUGUUCCUGCAUUUAAUGUUUACAAUAAACCGAUUUCAAAACCUAA
This is a messenger RNA of Caenorhabditis elegans, 1330 nucleotides long. It is a transcript of the gene sup-12, whose product is annotated as RRM domain-containing protein. Gene Ontology annotation, cellular component: nucleus; cytoplasm. The record is from RefSeq and is marked reviewed. The transcript has 7 exons. Lineage: Eukaryota; Metazoa; Nematoda; Chromadorea; Rhabditida; Rhabditidae. Gene Ontology annotation, molecular function: nucleic acid binding; RNA binding. Bases 56 to 511 code for a protein of 151 amino acids.